UUGUUCCUAAUGUGGGCGUGACUCUCAACAUCCUAAUGCUCAAAGAAAAUCGAUCCAGGGAAUUGUCAAAAACGAAACGCUUUCGAUUGGGGUUUACAAGGAGAGGACGGUACUUUACAGCAGGAGGUUUACCUGCAACCGUUAAACGACGAAAUGGCUACCGACAUACCCUUGAAUAUGGUGUUGGCUCCUCACCCGGCUCCUCACCCAGCCCCACCCUCACCCCCAGACCCUGCCCUGGCCUUGCCUUCUGCUCUCAGCUCCAGUGCAAUCCAAGACCCGAUUCCCACCCAGGUGCCAGUAAUAGCUGAAACUCCUGACACAACAGUGACCUCAGAACAUGAUACUGCUUCAGAUCUCAACCCAGCUCAGCCCGCAGACCCAAACUUGGCCCCAGAACCCAUUCCAGGUUCUGAACUGCCCCCGGUUCAACUGCCCUCACCACUGCCACCAGUCAGUGUCAAGAACCCAAGCUGCAAGAUCAUGACCUUCCGGCCCACCAUGGAUGAGUUCAAAGACUUUGCUAAAUACAUUGUCUACAUGGAGAGUCAAGGAGCUCACCGUGCUGGUCUGGCAAAGGUGAUUCCACCGGAGGGCUGGAAACCACGCAAGUCCUAUGACACCAUUGAAGACAUGGUGAUUCCCGCUCCCAUCAUGCAGGUGGUGACUGGUCAGUCGGGUUUGUUCACCCAAUAUAACAUCCAGAAAAAAUCCAUGACUGUGGGCGAGUAUCGCAAGUUGGCCAACAGCAAAAAGUACUGCACACCUCGCCACAAAGACUUUGAUGAUUUGGAGAGGAAGUACUGGAAAAACCUGACAUUCGUUUCGCCCAUUUAUGGUGCGGAUGUCAGUGGCUCUAUCUAUGAUGAGGACAUUCAAGAGUGGAACAUUGGCCAUCUCAACACGCUGCUGGAUAUGGUGGAGCAGGAGUGUGGUAUUGUCAUUGAAGGCGUCAAUACUCCAUACCUGUAUUUUGGCAUGUGGAAAACCACAUUUGCCUGGCACACUGAGGACAUGGACCUCUACAGUAUCAACUACCUGCACUUUGGACAGCCCAAGUCCUGGUAUGCCGUCCCACCUGAGCACGGCAAAAGGCUGGAGAGGCUCGCACAAGGCUUCUUCCCUGGCAGUUCCCAAGGCUGUGAUGCUUUCCUUCGCCACAAGAUGACGCUGAUAUCUCCAUCCAUUCUAAAGAAAUACGGAAUUCCAUUCGACAGGAUAACUCAAAAUGAAGGGGAGUUUAUGAUAACCUUUCCUUAUGGCUACCAUGCCGGAUUCAACCAUGGCUUCAACUGUGCAGAGUCCACAAACUUUGCCACCCUGCGUUGGGUGGACUACGGCAAGAUGGCUACCCUGUGUACCUGUCGUAAGGACAUGGUCAAGAUUUCCAUGGAUGUGUUUGUGCGCUGCCUGCAGCCGGACCGCUAUGAGUUGUGGAAACAGGGUAAAGACUCCACAGUCCUAGACCACCUUAAGGUCACUGAGCUCAGCAGCCCUGAACUAGAGCGCUGGAGGCAGCAUCGUGUCACCUACCGAGAAAAUGUCCUGCGAAGGGCCAUGCAGAAGAUGAAACAGUUUCGUCGUCUAAAGCUGGAGGAGGUGAAGGUGCUGGCUGAGGAGGGCAUUGAACUGAAUGCUGCUGAGUACCAGCAUCAGGUAGAGCAGCGUGAGGCCCAGCGGAGGCAGGAGAAGGAGGAUCGUUUAGCCAGAGAGGCCAUGAUGACCCUGGAGGCCAUGGAGCGUGAGGAGCAGGAGGCUGCUGCCAAAGCAGCAUGGACUCCAGAGCUUGAGGCCAAACCACAAAACCUGACAGAAGACUUUGAGAAAAAGAAGCAGAAAAAGCUGAAGAAGACAUCAAAUAUCCACAACUCCAUCACUGGAUUUGAAGAAGCAUUUAAGCAAUUUGCUACAUCUUCCACCAAGAACUCAAAGAACACCAUGGGGAACCCUCUAACCCCAAGGCAGAGUGACAUCCCAGCAGACAGCAAACUGGAUGUGAACACCACCCAGGCAUCCUACCCGAAGAUGAAGAUGCCAAAAGAGGUGAAAAAGAGCCGCCGUCAUCCCCUCAGCAAGCCACCCAGCAAGACCCCUCUUUCCAUUGUUAAGCAAGACCCAGCCAGCGACAGAGAGCUGUCCUCCCCCAUGUCGCUGGACAGUGACAUGAAGAAACAGGAGCACCUUUGGCAGAAUCACUCACCAAACUUCCUGACAGAGAAGGCCUUCAAUGAAGCAGUGGCAGCACUUGAACCAUACUGUGCUGUUUGUUCACUCUUUUGUCCCUACAGAAAGUCACAAAAAGACAUCUCCUUUGCAAAGGACAGCCCUCACACCUCUCCUCCACGCCAUGGCAGUCUGACUCGUCCGCUGGUCCCAGAGAUGUGCUUCAGUGUUGGGGCAGGAAAUACCGAGCCUCCACCCACCAACUUCCACAUUGGAGAGGAUGGAACCAGUCUUCUGAUUCGCUGUUCAUCUUGCUACAUGCAGGUUCAUGCCAGCUGUUAUGGUGUAAAGUCAGAUUCUGUCAGUGAUUCCUGGAUGUGCUCCAGGUGUACAGCAGGAGCUUGGACAAUGGAGUGUUGUCUUUGUAACUUGCGUGGAGGAGCUUUGAAGAUUACCACAGACGACCGGUGGGUUCAUGUCAUCUGUGGCAUCGCUGUGGCUGAAGCUCGCUUUGUCAACGCCAGUGAGAGGGAGCCGGUGGAUGUCUCUGCCGUUCCAGAAACCCGCAAGAAUCUGAAGUGUGUGUUCUGCCAUGGCAAGACUACCAGUCAGAACCGUGGUGCCUGCAUCCAGUGCUCUCACGAGAACUGUGCCACCUCUUUCCACGUCACCUGCGCCCAAAUUGCUGGAGUAACCAUGAAGCCUGCUGACUGGCCCUAUGUGGUGUCUGUCUCUUGCCACAGGCAUAAAAAGGUCAUUACAAAGCCACGGACAGUACCCAAAGGCACACAGAAUCUGAACCUUGGCCAGAGAGUGGUCGGUCGCAACAGUGAUGGCUGGUACUACCACUGUACCAUCAUUGGCAUGGCAACGCAGACGUUCUAUGAGGUCAACUUUACUGAUGGCUCAUACUGUGACAAUUUGCAUCCAGAAAACAUAUUAAGUCAUGACUGCCUGCAUAGCGGCCCUCCUGAUGUAGGGGACAAGAUUGUGGUUGGCACCCCUGAUGGUCUUGUCCUCAAUGCUUCUUUUGUCAAACAGCACACACACAAGUUGUACCAGGUUGAGUUUCCUGACCAGAGUCAGCUGAUGCUCAAACACUCAGAGAUCCAUCAGCUAGACCAGGAACUGCCCAAGAGGGUUCGAUCCAGGCUUGCCACACCUGUGCCCCAGGAGGAUUCCCCAUCAGAUGAAGCCCAAGCAGCCAAACGCCGCUGCUUGCCCUCUAGCUCAGCUCCACCUGCCAAUUCCCACAUGGAAACGGCUAGUCCACCCACCUGCCCCUUAACAGUCCAAGGAGCAACAAAGCAUGACAGCGUUAUUACCCAGCCCACCUCCCAGCCUAUGUCACAGCCCAGCAUGACCACACAGGAUGCCCCCACCCCAAAUGACUGUAUUCAGAUGGACACUGAGACCCCAAUGGACACUAGUGUUGCCCUCUCCAACACUCUAGCACAGUCAACCCUGGCUUCAGACACCACGCUGGCUCCACAGACAACCCCUUUUCAGUCAACAUUGAACUCUGAUCCUCUCCUGUCGCCUCCCCUGCCCCCCCAGCACAUGUCCAGCAGCUAUAUGCCAAGCAGUGGCUAUGUUUCCUACAUGGAAACCCUCCUGCAUUCGCAUUUCCCUCAGGACGAUGGCGCCGGACCCUUGUAUUAGUAACUGACUUCACUAUGUUAUUAGUUAGCUAGUGGAGGCUGAGCCAAUAGGAAGUAAGCUAAUGGAAGUGGAUUCUGAUCCUGUAUUAAUGGACAAAAUUACUUCCUGAACGAGCUCUGAGAACUUAGGGCAGAGCAGGAGGGGGUGUGGACAUCAAUGCAUGUUACUAUCUGUUUUUUUUUUUUUUUAAAGUUGAUGUGCUUUAGCCCGCUAUGAAGCAGCAGCUAACAGGACAGGGCUUUUUAUUUGUAAUAUUAAUGUUGUUAUUAAUAUUAUUAUUAUUAUUAUUAUUAUUUGUUGUUUUUUUUUUUAAGGCCUUUAUCUUUUUUCACCUGUGGCCAGCUGCUGUGCUUUUCUCUUCCAUCUUAAUAUGAGUCUCUGGAUGAUAUCAACUCCAUACCUCGUUGCAAUUAAUCGGUAACAGCACAUUCCCGUUUUCUUUUUACAGGAAGCUAAUUACUCUAACAGCCUCUGAGCAGUGAGGCCCAGUGGUCUCCACAGUUUUUUUUAAGUCAAAUAACCAGCAACAAAGUAUCUAUUUUUCAAUCCAGCCCCUUGUGGCUUUGAAACUGACAAAGUGUCACAUUGAUAUUCUCAGCACGGUGUUUUGUUGUCUGGUUGCAAGAGGUAAGUGGGGAAACGGGGUUAAAAAUGUAUUGUAGGGGGAACUCAGUAUUUAAAUGUCUUAGUCAAAUAUUGAAAUAUUUGUAAUAGAAUAAAUGUGUUGAAUUGCAACACUAGUAGAUUUGUACACAGAAUACAUUGAUUUUUUGUGAAGAUGUCACAGUAGUUAAAACCUUUAUGUAUUGACGACAUUGAAACUCUUUUCACACCCGAAUUUGUCUUGGGGUUCCUACGUGUGGAAAAUCAAUUCAGUUUUAAACAUCAAAGCCUUUAUGCAGGAAGUAGAGAACAGCCAGGAAGAAUGACUCAAAGCUAGUCAUGAUUUGAAUAUCCAUUGGCUGUAUUGUCAUAUUUGCUCCUGUUAACAGCUUGUCUGUUGCGCUAAGUGUGAUGUCUUUGUGUACUGUCACAUAUUGGCUAUUAGCACAUAAAUGGGCCAAAAUGAAUGAAGGGAAUUUAAAUUAUGAAAGUGUGGAAAAUGUCUGAUAUUUGGAAAAAUUAUGUAGGAAUCCUAAAACCUAAAAAAUAUUUUGUACUCCUCUUGGUUUAAAUUUUAUGUAUAAAUCAAUAUUGUAUAUUGUUAAUGCUGUCUGUUUUCUAUUAUUCUAUGUUAAUUUUCUGAAAUUAAUUUACAAACCUGGCUGAUCUAAAAUAUCAAUGCCUUUAUUUUUGACAGAUUUUUUGCAGGCAUAUUACUAGUUUGUACAGAUGUUAUGUCUGUCUUUUUCCUGGUUGUGGCCGUUUUGUGCUACACAGGUGCUACAGAAAUAAACUACUGAUAGACUGUUCACCAACACAGUCACCUUGUGAAUAUACCACAGGCCUUGUGUAUUGUGAAAUUUGUAAAUGUUGCAUCUAAUUUUACCAUUUUUUUCUGUCACCACAGCUAAAAUGUUGGAACACAUGUGUGUUCUGGUAUCCAAAUGAUAUCCAUCAAAAAUUCUUCAUCUUCAUAAGGAUUAAAGUGGUUUACUAGUCGCCAGCUCUUCUGUGUUUUGUGUAUUCAGUAGCCCAGAAAGUAGUUUCUGGGUGAAAAUCCUCAAACUAUGGACAGAUAAUGAAAGU
Monopterus albus (swamp eel) is the source of this 5514-nucleotide messenger RNA. It is a transcript of the gene kdm4b, whose product is annotated as lysine (K)-specific demethylase 4B. NCBI's taxonomy places the organism in Eukaryota, Metazoa, Chordata, Actinopteri, Synbranchiformes, Synbranchidae. Gene Ontology annotation, cellular component: chromatin; nucleus. The record is from RefSeq and is a predicted model, not a curated record. Gene Ontology annotation, molecular function: histone H3K9 demethylase activity. The transcript has 22 exons. Gene Ontology annotation, biological process: chromatin remodeling; regulation of gene expression. Bases 154 to 3825 code for a protein of 1223 amino acids.